AUGCCUAAGAUUUCUACACUAAAUGCAAUUAAUGUCAAGAUAAUUUCUUCUUGGCAUUCUGAGACUUUGAAUCGAUAGAUGGGCAUUCUAUUGACUAAACUUACUGCAUUAGUGAUUGCAAAUUGGCUCAAUCAUUUUAAAUAGGAGAUCCCUCAUCAGGAAUUUGUUUAAGCUGCCAUAACUUACAAUAUUGCUAAGAAUGCUCUGUCAUUCAGCCCUAAAACUGUACUUAAUGCCCCAACCUCAAAUAUACAAAUUAGAGUUGCUGAAUGUACUAUGUUGGCUGCAAAAAAUUUGCCUGCAUAAAUGGAUAUGUUAAGGAUAAUCUAUGUGUUUCUAAUUGUGGGAUGGGAUAUUUUGGGAAGUCUAUUUUUAAUGAAAGAGGCUAGUUAGAGUAGUCAAUAUGUCUAUAAUGCUCAGAAUAAUGUUUUGAAUGUAUAGACUAAAAUUAUUGUAUAUCAUUGUUUAACAAAGAUUGAGGAAGAAUUCGAAACUAAAAUCUAUGUCAACUCUUAUAUGCAAUUGAAAUAACUCUCAGAUGAAGAGAUUGGUUCAUAUAAUAAUGCUAUGCAUAAUAUCUAAGAUGCGAUAUCAAGAGCCUAAGAAUUAGGGGCAAAGUACAUAAAUGCAACAGUACAUAUUAUUUUGAAAUCAAAUGAAAAUUAAAAUCAUGCUAUGCUAAGAUCUGUAAUGAAUUUCUAUCAUCCGAAACUAUAUGAUUAAUACUAGCAGUCUACUAAAAUCAUAAUAGAUACUGAAGAUGAAAAACCACAAUUAGUUUUAUACAAAAUGAGAGACAAAUGGAAGUUUAAUGUUGGAGGUGGUUUAACUAUCAGAAAUAUCGUGUUUGAUGCAGCAGAUUCAUAUUUAACUCCUGAUUAAGAUUAAGGUUACUGUCUUUAAAACGGCCUAUUCAGCUGCUCAUUGAAUAUUGUGAAAUUCCAAGUUUCGAAUGUAGUUUUCAAGAAUUUUAUCUACAAUUUCAACAGCUUGAUUCAACUGAAUGAUCAGAGUGGGAUAAUUUAACUGGAUUAGGUUACUUUUGAAAACAUUAACUCAUGUGGUUCAAUAAUUGGGAAUAAAAGGCCGAAGACCUACUCACAAAAUUCUUAAGAUUUUGAUGAGCCUUGUUUUUCCAUUGUGAUAACUAAUUCAAGCUUCUUAAGCAUCGGCUAAUAUAAGAAAAGCUUAACUUCCUUAUAUGUUAAUUCGUCCACUUAGCAACAAUACUAUGGAAGUAUUUUAGAUCUUGAAGAUUUCAGAGGUGAUGUAAUAAUUACUGCAAGCAAUUUCACUUAAAAUUAAGUAAAAUAUGAAGGAUGUUAAGCCUCUGAGUAUAUAUUUUAUGAUUACGAUCCACAAUUGACCGAUUAAUAUCCUAGUCUUGAUUAAUUCUAUAAGCUUGAAUUGUUGAUUUAAGACUAAAAAUAAGACGGAUAUUGUUCAGGAUUUCAUUUGAUUUAAAACACAUUUGAAUAAAAUCUAGGUUGUCCGCUUUAUUCAGGAGGACUUGUAAGAUAUUAAUGUCUUGAGAAGAAUUAAAAACCGCUUUAAGGAAAUGAAAGCUAUUAAACCCCCACUAUGCCUACUAUGAACUUGGAUUUGAUAGAAUUCGAAUGGAUAGAGAAAUAAAUUAACACCUUGAUGUAUAAAGAUAAUCUCAUUGAAUAUGAUACAAGCAUCAAUUCUUUUAAAUCAAACGUCUACUAGGAAAACUAUGGUACAGGUGGAAAAGGCCUUAUAAGUAUUUAUGCAAGUUUAAGAUUGAUUUUUGCUGAUGAAAUUUUCAAUAAAAACGGUGAGUCUUGUGACGAAAUCUUGAGUUCCUAUCCCUUUAAUUAAACCUUUAAUGAUUACUCAUCAAACUAUUUAAGCUUUGUAAAAGUGACAAAUGAGUUCAUUGAUUAACAAAAAAUAUAUGAAAAAUAGGCUUUAUUAAUGAGGUCUUUAUAUCUUAUAGAAGGUUCAUCUUAUGUAGAAAUUGACUCAAUUAUUGCUUAAGAAAAUUGGAUGCUUGAGAUCGACUUUUUAAAUACGAGAUCUCAAAUAAUUGCUCUUGAUUAUUUUUGGGGAUAACUUUUAUUUAACAAACUUUAAAUUUCCAACUAAUAAGGUUAUCAGAUAAUAGCUUCACAGUUUAAGAAUUUAAAAACUACUGAUAUAAGGCAUUUUGCUUUUAUUCACCCUGUAAUAUCUUACUCUAAUAACGUUUAAGUAUUGCUUUUGAGUUAUUUCCUGGAAGAAUUUAAUUUAUAUUAAAGCAGAUUUGCUAAAGUUAACAGCAAUCCGGGUUAUCCAUUUUUGCUAGAUCUAAAUCAAAAUAUGCAAUUUUAAACUCCAGCUCACUUGAUAAUAAGGAACGUCUAUAUUGAUACAUUCGAUUGCAUACUAUGUGACAGAGCUUUGUUUAAUAUAAGGGCUGAUAAAAUUAGUUUAAUUGGUGUGACAGUUAAAAAUGUAGGGUCAUUUUAUUCAUCUCCAAACUUUGACAGUAGUGGAUUCAUUGAAAUCAAAGCACUUAAAUCAAUUAAAAUACAGAGUUUGUAGGCUACAGGGAUAUUGUAAAGUUCAGUUAGCAACCUUGAAAAAGCUGCUGCUCUAAUAUUUGCAGAAAACCUACCAGCAGAUUUUGAGUUUCAACUCUCAUCAUCACUAAUUACCUUGGUGAAAAACGAUUUCAACGGAAAUGUAUAUUCACAGGUAUAGUCGAAUGGAGUAUUUUACUGUAAAAAUUGUGAAAUUCAAUAAUUUGAAAGCAAUUAAUUUCUGGAUAUAACUGCCGUCAACGGAGGAGUUCUAUACGUUGAAAAUCCUGUAGAGAUGGAUUAUGUAUUGGUUAAUUUCAAUCGAGAUUAAUCAAAAGUUUAAGUGGAUCAAUAAGGCUACUAUAUUUGUGCUAAUCAAACAUCCACUAUAGAUUAACAAGUUGAUGGAAUAAAUAUAUCGAUAAAGAUUGUAAAUGCGAAUUCAUUUGAAAAGGGAUUCAUAGCUUAAGGCGCUAUAUUGCAAGUACUGCAUCCAGUUUCAAAUGUUUAAAUUCUUAUCUAAGACUCGUUCAUCUAAAAUUAUGAAACAUCAAUAAAUGGACUAAAUCUUAAUGGGACUUUGCUUUAUGGAAAAGCGCUUAAUUCUAUUCAAGUGACUAUCCAGAAUUCAACUAUAUCUAGUAUAACUAAUUACUAAAAUUCAGGAGCCUUAAUGUAUUUAAAUGCAAAACAAAUAGAUGUUAAGAUAAUUGGCUCAAAAUUUGAAUACAUAUAGUCUAAAAGCACUGGAACAUUAUCAGUUUUAGUUGCUUCAGAAUAAGCUAAUGUAUUGAUAGACAAUUCUGCCUUUUUGCAAUUUGGUCAGGAAAGAACAGAUGAUGGAGGAGUAUUUCUAUUUGAAGGUAAAAGAGCUGAACUUAUAAUACUUAAUCAAACUUACUUUGAAAAUAUUUUGUCAAUGAAUUAAGGAGGUAUAGCAUAUUAUGAGACAGAAUAAUGCAACUUAACGAUAAAAGACUCACAAUUCUAAAAUAUCUAUUGGAUUUCGGAUGGUGGUGGUUUUGUUCAUAUGAAGGGACUUUACAAUUAAGUAUAUCUGUUUAACGUGCAGCUAUAUUAGUAUUAUCAACAAUAACAAAUGAUAGAAAUAGGAUAAAUCUAUAUGGGCGGCUUGAAUGAAAAUUUAAUCACUAUUAGGCAAUCUAGAUUUCUAAAUUUACUUCAUUUAUAUCAAGGAGGAUUGGUAUAUCUAAAUGGGAAAAUAUAAUAAAUAGAGUUUGACCAAGUUUAUAUAGAAAAUAAUACAUGGCAGGGUGAGGCUUAACCCAAAUUAGGAGGAGUAAUAUAUUCAUCAUAUAACACUAGAAACUUCACAUUAGACUGCAAAAAUAGCACCUUUAAACAAGUGAGUUCUUCUUAGCAUGGCUCAUUUUUAUACAUAGAUCCAUUAGCCUAACCUUAAAUUGAUAUAAACUUGGUGGGAAAUUACUUCUAGAUUGCAUAGCUUGACGAAGGAUACGAGAAUUACUAUAUUUAUAUGAAGAUUUUAAAUUUCAAUCUUUUAUUUGCAAAUGGAUACUUAGUUGGAGGAUUGUUCUACAUUUAAAAUGGUUAAGGAUCUCUAUAUACUGAGGAGAAUUAGUUUUAAGCCAUUUUAGCAACAAAGCUUGCCUCUGUAUAUUAUUUACCCUAAAACUUCUAAAUAAAUGAUAAGAAAUCUUUCUAUGUCUAGUGUGAAGGAGAAUAUGGAAUUUUCUUCUGCAAUAAUUGUUCUUUAGUAUUAGAGGAGAUUACAGUAAUUAAUUGGUAAGGAAAAAUGGGAGCAUUAAUCACUAUGAUAGACUAGGCAAAUGUGCUUAUAUAUAAUUCUAUACUAAAGUUUGGGCAAGUGAGAAAUAAAGGAUCAAUAUUUGCAAAUGGAACUGGUAACUCUUAGUUAAAAAUAAUUAGCACGAUUAUCAAUCAAGUCGAAUCCUAGGGAGAUGGAAGCUUGAUUUUCGCUGAUAAUCCAGAUUUGAGCAUAUCAAUAGACAAUGUAACUUUUAUAUAAAUCUUAGCAGCUCAAUUUGGAAGUAUCAUCUAUGCAUAAUAGGCUAAAAAUAUAAAAAUAUCGAAUUCCACUGCCACAUUGCCAUUUUUAGGAACUACAUAAGGCAAUAUGAUUUACAGUAGGCAUAAAAACAUUACUAUUUAGCUUGAUAACAACUAUUUUGAAGGUCAACAAGAGCAAAAUUAUGGAUAAAUAAAGUACUAAUUUGAAAUAGGUACAGGCACGCUUAUGGUAUCAUAAAUAAAUAUAGCUAAUGCUAAGGGUAUUUAUUCGUAAAACAAUACUUUCAAGAAUUUUUAUUAUGCGUUUUCAGGAAGUAUAUAUUCGAUUCAGGAUACACAGGAAUUUAUUGAUCAAGGAUCCAGUUAUAUAUUCUAAGCAGGUAUAAGAGGAGGUGUUUUUGAAAUGAUGAAUAUCACUCAGAUUUUACUAUAAGAUUCAAUUUUUGAAAAUUCUACAGCAGAUAGAGGUGGAAUUUUCUACAUGAGCGACAAUUUUAAUACAAGCAUUAUGAAUUGCUCAUUUAAAGAUGUCAUAGUUAGUCAAGAUGGAGGUCUCAUGUAUGCAACUAGUUUUGAUCAUCUUUAUACUAAGUCUUUCCUUACUAUUUAAGGGUAAAAUUAAGAGCUUUAAAAUUUCAUAUCUAAUGGGAAUGGAGCAUUACUUUAUAUUGAUGAUCCAAGCUUAGAAGUGAUAAUGUCAGAUUACAAGGCAUCUAAUUUUAAAGCGAGUUAAUAAGGAGGACUUAUCUUUGUAGAAUAGGCUAAUUCAGUAACAUUAUUAAAUAUAGAUGUAUAAGUUAUCUAGGCGCUAAUUAGUGGUUCAGUAAUGCAUUCAAUCUAUCCAGAUGUAAAGAUAAAAAUUUAGAAUUGCAUUUUUAUUCAGAGUUUUGAUGAUGGAUAUAAUAAGACAUAGAUAAAAUAAGAUUUCUCAAAUAGUCUAUUUGAUCCAACAUCAGGUACAGGAGGAGCAUUCUAUUUCUUAAACAUCAUUAGCUUGAUUAAGACAAGCAACGUUACAAUACGAAACUUUCAUAAUGUAUACUAAGGAGGAGUAUUUUAUCUAGAAAACUCUUCACUUUAAGAUGCUGGCUCUAACUAUCAGUAGAAUUUUGCUUAUUAAGGAGGGUUUGCUUAUUGCAAAGACUGUUCUAUUACAGUAUUUUUCUCUAAAUUUGAUAAUCAAUCAGGAAUAUUUGGUGGUGUUAUCUAUUCCUAAAUAAAAUCUCAAAUCAAAUUUUAUCAAUCAAAUUUUACAAAUACAUAUGUGAUUUAUGCAGGUGGGUUCCUUUAUGCCUAGAAUUCUUUUCAGGAAUUUGAAAAUAUUGAAAAUUAAGACUCAGUAAUUUAAUUCUAUGGUAAUACCAAGAUAUCAAACUUUUAGAGUGAUGGAUAUUCUGCAGGAUUUCAUUUGGAAAACCCAUUUAAAAUUUUUAUGAAUAAUUCAAUGAUAACUUUUGAGAAUAUUAAAUCUGUACUAGAUGGAAAUAUCUUUUUCGUUUAAAGUGCUUGCAGAAUUUAUAUUGAUGGUAUUAUUGCAAGAGAUAUUAAAUCCUCUGAAGGUCAAGGAUCAUUUUUAUACUCAACUGAUCCAGAUGUAGAAAUCAUAAUUAAAAAUACUGAAAUUAAUUGUUAAAAUAAUGAAUAAAUAGAGAUAGAAAGAGAUUACUUUGCUUCGAACUAGAUAUUAAGAGGAAGUGCUAUUUUCUUUUAAUUUAGUGAUAUUCCAUUAGUCUCAGAAAAUAAUAACUUUAAAUACUGUGAAAAUGUUUAUCAAGGAGGGAUAUUUAAACUAUCAUAAUCAGAAUUGCAAGAUUUGAAUUCUAAAUAUAGUUAUAGUUCAGCUUAGCAAGGUGGUGCUAUUUACUGUUAUCGAUGUAGAUUAAAUAUAACAGGUGGAAAUUUCACUAACUAGCUAGCAUAAGAAGGAUCUGCUAUAUAUUUAAAAGAAUAUGAUUCAUCACUGCAAAAUACAUUAGGUAUAAAUUUAAGAUUCAAUAAUUAAGAGCAGCUCUUGUCUAAAUAUGAUAUUGAGGAAAAAUGUGGAGGCACUAUCACAUUUUAAGAAGAUUCGGAUUUACUAGGAGAGCUAAUUUUUUCCAUUAAGGAAGUUCAAGCUAGGAAUCUAACAUGUGAAACUUAUGGAGCAUUUAUUUGCAGCAAUUAAGAAUUUCUCACACUUGAAAUUGACAACAUUAAUAUCACAUAAUCAAAGGCCUAAAAAUCGGGAGGCGUUAUUCACUUAAGAAACAUUAAUAGCUUAACUAUUGAGAAUUCUUAUUUUGUAAAUUUUUAAGCUAUUUUAGGCAGCUUUUUAUCUACUGAUUAAAAUGGUGUAUAUGUCACUCUGAAUCUCUAAAAUAAUACUCUUAUUUAGUAAAAUUAUGAUUUGACAGAUGAAAACUGGGAUUUCUUUAUUGGUGAUACAGCUGGAAUGAUGUAUUUAUAUUGA
Molecule: messenger RNA, 6987 nt
Organism: Stylonychia lemnae
Lineage: Eukaryota; Ciliophora; Spirotrichea; Sporadotrichida; Oxytrichidae
Source: the annotation of a GenBank genome assembly